AAAUUCAAAUUCACUUUCACCCUAACAUCCCCCCGCCCCCCAAAAAAACAAAAAUUCAAAUCGACUUCUCCAAUCUGGUCAUCUCCCCUCUGCUCCCACACCAACACCUCCAUCUCCACUCCCUGAUCCGAACCACUCACUUUGCUCCGACCCGAAAUGCCGUUCUUAUCGGACACCGCCAGCGCCAUCAAGACCCGCUUCGGGUUCCACGACCACUCUUCAGACCCGGUCCGGAGCACUCCCAAUCUCCACAAAUCCGCGUCCAAAGAGAGUUUCUCGGCGCUACGGAGCAUCGGAGACUGGGACGACGAUGAUGACGACGGAAAAGCCAGUACCGCUACGACUUCCUCAAACCAAAGCUUCGAGUUUCAUGAAGACCCUUCCUUUUGGAAGGACCACAACGUGCAGGUUAUUAUUCGGGUUCGUCCGCUUAGCAGCGCUGAAAUAUCAGUGCAAGGUUAUGGCAAAUGCGUUCGACAAGAGAGCUGUCAGACAAUUACUUGGACUGGCCAUCCAGAGUCACGGUUUACUUUUGACAUUGUUGCAGAUGAGAAUGUUAGCCAGGAGCAAUUGUUCAAAGUGGCCGGAUUGCCGAUGGUGGACAACUGCAUGAUAGGCUAUAAUAGCUGCAUGUUUGCUUAUGGCCAAACUGGAAGUGGGAAGACCCACACAAUGCUUGGAGAUAUUGAGGGAGGCACUCGAAGGCACAGUGCCAAUUGCGGGAUGACACCUAGAGUGUUUGAAUACUUGUUCUCGAGAAUUCAAAAGGAAAAAGAGGCUGGCCGAGAUGAGAAAUUAAAGUUUAUAUGUAAAUGUUCUUUUUUGGAAAUAUACAAUGAACAAAUUUUGGACCUUUUGGACCCUUCAUCUAACAACUUGCAGAUCAGAGAAGACAUAAAGAAAGGAGUUUAUGUGGAAAAUCUCAAAGAGGUUGAAGUGACAAGUGCUCGAGAUGUUAUCCAACAACUUAUUCAAGGUGCAGCUAACAGAAAGGUAGCUGCUACUAAUAUGAAUCAUGCUAGCAGUCGGUCUCAUAGUGUAUUUACAUGCAUCAUUGAGAGUAAAAGGGAAUGCCAAGGAGUAGCUCACCAUCGUUUUGCUCGGCUUAAUCUUGUUGACUUAGCAGGAUCUGAAAGGCAAAAGAGCUCUGGAGCUGAAGGUGAGCGUCUAAAGGAAGCAACAAAUAUUAACAAGUCUCUUUCAACGUUGGGACUUGUGAUUAUGAAUCUGGUGAACAUGUCAAAUGGGAAGUCACUCCAUGUUCCAUACAGGGAUUCAAAGCUUACAUUUUUGCUUCAGGAUUCUUUAGGAGGGAAUUCAAAGACAACUAUAAUAGCAAAUAUUAGCCCUUCUAGCUGCUGUUCGUUGGAGACACUGAGCACUUUGAAGUUUGCACAGCGCGCUAAAUUCAUUAAGAACAAUGCAAUUGUGAAUGAGGACGCAUCUGGAGAUGUCAUUGCCAUGAGGGUGCAAAUUCAACAACUCAAGAAAGAAGUAUCCCACUUGCGAGGACUGGUCAAUGGAGGAACUGGAAAUCAGGACAAUGAUAUGUUAGCUGUGAGCUUUCCAGGAUCUCCAGGAUCUUUUAAGUGGGAAGGACCUAAUGGAUCAUUUAGUCCAUUCACUUCUAGAAAGAGGACAUCUCAGAAAAAAGACUAUGAAGUUGCCCUUGUUGGGGCUUUCAGGAGGGAAAAGGACAAAGAUAUUGCAUUGCAGACGUUGGCUGCGGAAAGCCAGGCAGCUUUGCAGCUGGCCAAACAAAGAGAGGAUGAAAUACAAGGACUGAAGAUGAGGCUACGGUUUCGAGAAGCUGGAAUAAAAAGGUUGGAAGCGGUUGCCUGUGGAAAGAUCUCAGCUGAGACACACUUGCUAAAAGAAAAGGAGGAGUAUUUGAAAGAAAUUGAGGUCCUACGAGCCCAAGUUGAUCGUAACCAAGAAGUGACCAGGUUCGCAAUGGAAAAUUUGCGGCUGAAGGAGGAAAUCAGAAGGUUGAAGUCAUUUUACGAGGAAGGUGAACGAGAUAUAAUGAAUGAACAGAUCAUGGUGUUACAAAACAAGUUAUUAGAAGCUCUCGACUGGAAACUCAUGCAUGAGUCAGAGCCCUCGACAGUUCAGGAUAGAAAUCAAGAUGUGGUGAUGGAAGGUCAAAAUGAUGAUAAUAUGCUGAUUUCCAAUCAGGAACAAGCAUCACCUUGGCAGUCUUCAAUUAAGGAGGAGAAUGAAUUUCUCCGUAUGCAGGCCAUUCACAACCAGUCAGAAAUGGACACACUCCAAAAGAAACUAGACCUCUGCCUUGAAGAGAAGGAGACUUUGGAAAGGAAUAUCAAUGAUUUGAUGACAAAACUUGAAGAAGAGAGAUCGGCAAGAGCAAUGAAAGAAAAGACACAUCAAGUUGAGCUUCCUUCAUCCUCAGCUGAUGUGCCGAUUAUGAACUUCAGUGAUCAAUUGGAACUGAAGACAAUGGUCGAUGCCAUUGGUGCUGCAAGUCAAAGAGAAGCUGAAGCUCAUGAGACUGCAAUAAUCCUGUCCAAAGAAAAUGAUGAACUGCGUAUGAAGCUUAAGGUUUUGAUUGAAGAUAACAAUAAACUCAUUGAAUUAUAUGAAGGGGCGACUUCAGAGACUAGUUACAGAAAUAUUAACAAAUCUGAGUGUGCUCAUGAUGGCACCAAACGCCACAGUAAUGGUGGUGGUUUUGUAGAACUUGCCAAAGAAAAGGAGGCUGAGAUGAAUAAAGUGGUUGAGAAUUUGGAGCAUCAACUUGCGGAUUUGCAUGAAGAAAACGAGAAACUAAUGGGUUUGUAUGAAAGAGCCAUGCAAGAGAGGGAUGAACUCAAAAGGGUGCUUGCAUCUGGUGGACAGGAAAAAGUUACAGCUAAGGAUGUGCUUGCUUCUGAUGGAGGUGCAUCUCCUAUGUCUCUGGAGGGAAAGAAUUUUAUUGGCGAUGAUGGUCUUUCUGGUUCUGAUGGAGGACCAGUCCCAGUGGAGGAAUCUGGUUUAUGUGGAGCGAAUGUGCAAACUGGGUUCAGCCAUAUAUCUGAUGAAGUGAAAGCAGAUAUUGAAGAAAGUGGUGGCUCAAAAUCUGUGCUUGAUAUGGCCGGUCUAUGUACCGUUAACACUAAAGGGGAUUCAGGAAAUGAGUCUGAUGUUGGAAUUGCGUCUGACAUGGAACUGGACACGUCAGAUCUCACCACAGUAAAGCUUUCAGAAGAUCUCAAUUUGGCCAGAAUGAAUCUGGAAAGAGCAGAUGAGCAACUUCUAGAUUCUGCAAAAACAGUUGCCGUAUUUGGUUGCAUGGAGAAAUUAAUCUUAGAGGUUGGCAAACUCUCAAGAGAAAUUGAAGCAACGGAAGAUGAAAUUCAAGUCAAGCAGCAGCUUUUUGAAUCCUAUGAACUCCUCUCUGAAAAACUGAAAGAAAACAGCACUCUAAUUGACAAAAAGUUGUCAGCUCUCAAGUACUCCCUAUCUUGCUUUUCUUCCUCAGUUGUUUACUUUGAGCAGCGAGAGGCUCGGGCAAGAGCAAGGGUAGCAGCUUCGACAUCUUAUCUGGACCAAAAGAAUGGGGAAUUGGUCUUCCUACAAACACAAAAGGAUGAAAUAGCUGCUGAGCAGACGAAAAUGCAACAAUCUGAGGUCGAACUAAAGAAAAGUCUUGCAUGCCUCAAGUCAAAGCUGGAUGAUGAAAAUAAAAAACAAGAGAAUGAACAGGUUCUCUUUGCGAUAGAUAAUGUUGAGAAGACAGACCCCUCACAGAAAAAUUGGCAUUUGGGAGGUAAAGCUACUGAGUUACUGAAGUCCGCGGAAGAGAAAACUAAACUACAGACAGAGAUGAAACUAUGUCGAGAAAAUAUUGGAGUCACGAGAAGGGAACUUGAGGAUCUGAACAGGAAGUUUGGGAAGGUAGACAGUGAGCUGGUAGCUGUACAAGUGGAGAUGCAGAAAGCUGUGAAGUCAGUGGGAGAGAUGGAACUUGCACUCGAGAAUGCAAUGAAGGAGAAAGAAAUGCUGUUGGAAGUAAGUGAUAACGGAAAUACUGAAAUUGAAAGCCUGGUUAUUGAGUACCAGCAGCAUUUGUUUGAAUCGGAAUUGAAGGAGGCAGAGUCAAAGAUUUUAGAGGAAGACUUGCAGACUGAAUUACGAAAGUUGGAAAAGCUGCGCAAAAAAAGGGUUUUAACGGCUGAGAAGACAAUGCUGUUGUUGGACACGAGGUUUCAUCCAUGCUUGUUAUCAGAAAAGAUGGAGGAAGAGCUUCAGAGUGUUAGGAAAUAUGUUGUAGAGGCAAAGUCAUUGCUGCUAGGUGAGGCCAAUUCAACUGUCAGUUGAAACCCGAUCGAAAACUACGGUAUUUCAACAAGAAGAUGCUUUGAUUGUUACACUUGUAAUUAGGAAUCACUCCUCUUUUCUGUUUUGUAUGAGCCAACAAUAUUGUCUACUGCUUCAUUUCAACUUUUGUUGUUUUUCUUGUUAAGUCAGUCCAUCUUCCAAAUUAGAGUGUUCAAACUUCAACAGCAGGAAUGAAAAACAUCUGUUUUAUCA
This is a messenger RNA of Malus domestica (apple), 4533 nucleotides long. RefSeq names its product kinesin-like protein KIN-12E. Gene Ontology annotation, biological process: microtubule-based movement. Lineage: Eukaryota; Viridiplantae; Streptophyta; Magnoliopsida; Rosales; Rosaceae. Gene Ontology annotation, molecular function: microtubule binding; ATP binding; microtubule motor activity. The record is from RefSeq and is a predicted model, not a curated record.